AUGCUUCCAGCCUAUGUCGUUCCAGGCCAGCAGAUCUGCCUGUUGAAGGACACAGAAAAAGGCAAGACGCCCAAAUAUGUUGCUGGACCUGGUGUAGAACCCACUGACAAUGGAUACGUUAGCUGCUUGCUUGGUGAGCUCAAGGUCGAGGAGGUAGACGACGUCAAAUCCAAAGCGAGACACCGAGUUAGUGUGGUGAACAAGUACAAUAAUCCCUACGCUUUUGUUGAGACUCCACGAAGUAACUCACAGCGAAACUCCUCUCAGCUCCCGCAGGUCGGCGAUAUAGUGUACGGUGUGGUUACGAAACUUAUGCCAACCCAGAUCAAUGUGCAAAUUCUUGUGGUUGAGAAUAAAGCUGCAUUAACCAAAGAUAAUGGUGUUGGCUGGACCGGUGCUGCUGUCGGAACAGUUCACCAGGCGUCCGGAACAAACGUUGACUCGAGCAAUCUUGAUGAGGGCUACAACGCUGUUAUUCGUUUGCAGGAUGUCAGAGCUACUGAGCGAGACAAAGUGAAAGCCCGAGACUGCUUUAGACCAGGAGAUAUUGUGAGAGCAAGUGUUUUGUCGCUGGGAGACGGAAACAAUUUCUAUUUAUCGACUAUUCAAAGUGAUCUGGGCGUGGUGUUUGCUAAAUCAACUUCUGGCUACCCUUUGGCACCGUUAGAUUGGCAGACGAUGGUUUCUCCUGUAACCAGAGAAACAGAGCCCAGAAAAUGUGCGAAUCCCUUUCAGGCAUCAACUUAG
Wickerhamiella sorbophila is the source of this 747-nucleotide messenger RNA. RefSeq names its product Exosome complex component CSL4. The record is from RefSeq and is a predicted model, not a curated record. Gene Ontology annotation, biological process: RNA processing. Gene Ontology annotation, molecular function: RNA binding. Bases 1 to 747 code for a protein of 248 amino acids. The transcript has a single exon. NCBI's taxonomy places the organism in Eukaryota, Fungi, Ascomycota, Dipodascomycetes, Dipodascales, Trichomonascaceae. Gene Ontology annotation, cellular component: cytoplasm; nuclear exosome (RNase complex).